Messenger RNA from Neohortaea acidophila, 4086 nucleotides. Its product is annotated as Ssk2-type MAP kinase. The record is from RefSeq and is a predicted model, not a curated record. Gene Ontology annotation, molecular function: MAP kinase kinase kinase activity; ATP binding. The transcript has a single exon. Gene Ontology annotation, biological process: protein phosphorylation; stress-activated MAPK cascade. Bases 1 to 4086 code for a protein of 1361 amino acids. Gene Ontology annotation, cellular component: cytoplasm. NCBI's taxonomy places the organism in Eukaryota, Fungi, Ascomycota, Dothideomycetes, Mycosphaerellales, Teratosphaeriaceae.
AUGGAGGACGUGGACGGCGAUGGCGAUGCCCGCCCCGAGCAGCAACGCUUCGACUCCUCCGGCACCAUGUCGUCCGACAACGGCGAUGCGCGCGAUGAGACGUACAGCGACAGCGAGGCCACCUCCGCCUCUCAGCGCAUCUUCACCCCCGCCAGCACCCUCGCCAGCGACGACGUGCCCCCGUUGAACCACUUCUCCAGCUAUGGCUGGAGCGCCGCCGCCCCCCUCCGCCCCGCUCCCGGCAAGAUGGCCAUGACCCCCGGCCCCUACGAGGGCCUCCCGGGCCUGCCGCAGCCGUCCAUGACGAACGGCAUGCAUUCCUCCCAGCGUCCCCCGCGACCCACCGCUCUCCGCCAGCUCUCCAACGCAUAUGCUCCUCCCCGUCGUCCCCACCAAUACUCCGUCAGCUCCGCCGGCCGCCAGCGCUCCGGCUCCACCCACCGCUCCCGCCGCAAUCCCAAUGCCGAAUUUCGCGCACAAGAGCGCGCCUACGUCCAACGCAUCCGGCAAAACGAGGCGCCCGAGAAUGACUUCUACGCCGAGCCACGCACGCCCAGCUUGGGCUUCAGCAGCGGCUCCGAGCCCGAAGACGGCUCGCCCACCGCCAACAACUUUCCCGAGAACGAUCCCUACGACCAAGAGGUCAUGCUCUACUACGGUAGCUACGACGCCGAGCCAUCGGUGGAAGAGUUGAAGAUACCGGCGAAUCGGGAGAGAUUGGAGUGGCACGCUAUGCUUGCAAACGUCCUGACCGGAGAUGUCGUGAAGCAGGAGAAGAAACGACUGAUUGGCGGGCUCGAGCAGGGCGGGGAGAACUCCCUCCGAACGGAGGUAUGGAUGGGCGUGCGGGCCAAAACGUGCGGCCGGACGGUGGCAGCGCAAAAGCGCCUGAUAGAGGAGGCUCGCACAAAGAUCAAGCAGUCCAUCGAGAGCAUCGUCUCCUUCGAAAUCAAGGGCGAAGCGGAAACAGGCAAGACGGCGGCGGACCAGGUGGAUGGCAUUGUCAGGAAGGUGGAACAGAUUGAGAGCCUCUAUCCCACUCGACAGGCCUUCGAAGCUGCGCACCCUCGGGGCGCCGCGCAAGCGUACAGAGACACGUGUGAUGCCGUCGUCUCCUGGCACAACACCAUGCAGCUUAUCAACACCGAGCUCGGCAUUCUCCAGAGAUGGGUGGGCAACGAGGAACUCGACUUCCUGAAACGCCGCGAGCAGCCCUCCGACGGCCACCCAAGCAACCUCUUCGACGAAAGCUCCUUCAUUGACCGCAUUUUGAAGGAGGACGGACUGAAAUCACUGCAAGGGGACAACAGCUUAUUGAAUGGGGUGAAUGGGGUCAUCCACAAGGCCAAAGCCACUCUGAUCCUCAAUGCUGGAGGCUUUGCCGAUCGACAUCUACCGCCAUACAUCGAGGAGCUGCUGACGCUGAUCAACUUUCCGAGCCGACUGAUCCAGGAAAUCAUCAAAGUGCGCCUGUCGUAUGCACGGAACAUGAAAGAUCCCAAGCAACAAGGCGUCAUGAUGGCUGAGCAGAUGAUUCUUCAAUUUCAAAUCCUCCUCAAACUUGCUGUGCACAUCAAGGAGGAAUACACCGUCGUUGCACGUCCCGAACCGGGCUGGGACUUGCCACCCUGCAUCGACGACGCCUUCGACAGUGUCGUGUUGGAGGCUCUCAAGUUCUACUUCGAGAUGCUCAAUUGGAAGCUCAAGGCCAACAAGAACACUUUCAAAGAAGCCGAAAUCCUCGAGCAGGAAUGGGACUUCUCCAACGAGCUGGGCAGACACCUCGAUGGUGGUGAUGUUGAAGUGGCCGAGCAAUUUUCCGGCCUGACAAGCAAGAGCUUGGCAAGGCUGACUACCAGCUUCGAGGAAGAGCUGCACCGACGGCCUGGCGAAGUGGCCGGUGCUGAGAUGGACAAACGGUACAAGUCCAUCUUGGAUUCCGUGCGAGUCAGGCAGAGGAAGAUCUUCCGUUUCUCCCGACACCUGAGUCAACGGUUCGAAAAUGCCACCGAGUAUAACAUCAACAUCGAGAACGACCAUUACCAAGAUCUUCUCGAUGCUCUCGUGUACUCGGGUCAUUUCUUGGUCGAGACUCAAGCCAGUCCGUCGGAUUCCAGGAUCUACGUGAUCGCCUCGCCGGUUCUCAGAGACCGGCUCAAGGACAUCCAAAGCAUGCUUGGUACCUGCUAUCACGCCGAAGACUCUCCAGAAGACCCGUCCAACCCAUACGUGCUCAUCCUCAAACCCGAGAAUCCACUCACGUGGGAGGGGCAAAGGAUUGACUCCGACAUGCGGCAGCCCAAUCUUGGCGUGAAAACUGGACGCUUACGCCUUGUUGCAGACGGGAGCCAACAGCGUCUGGCGAAUGCCAACAUGGCCUUUAUGGCCAUCACGCAGAACACUGAGCUCAACGUGCUUAUCGAGCAACGCGCCAACCUACCCCGAGUGGCCCAGGAACUGACCAAAAUUCGAAAGACAGCGUACAAGCUCUCCAAUACCAUCAUGGAUUCCGUGGAGAUUGUGCGGAAGCAGACAGAGGGACUCGAAUGUCAAGAGCUGAUCCAGACGUGCUUUGCGUUUGCCACGGAGUUUGGGCAACGCUCUGCAAUCUACAUGGACAACCAAAGACGAGUCAUGCAUCAUUUGAAGCUGACGCAUCUGGCGCUUGACUGGGUGAGCUUCAUUUGCGACGACUGCGUGGCAUCGGAUCGCAAAACGUUCCGUUGGGCCGUGGUGGCGCUGGAGUUUGCGAUGAUGAUGACUAGGGGCCAGAACAUUCUUUCCAUCAGCGACGACGAAUAUGCGACCCUGCGAGCAAAGGUGGCUGGGUGCAUGAGCUUGCUGAUCAGUCACUUCGACAUCAUGGGAGCGCGGAGCACCGUGGCUGCGCAGGCCGAGAAGCAGCGGCUCGAGUCUCUGGUGGGCAAGGUGAAAAUGGACGUGAGCAAGCUGAAAGACGACGAGGAAAGCAUGCGGAUUGUACGUGCGCAGUGGCUCGACGAGCUGGACAGAGUGGACCAAGCACGCAAAGAUCGCGAAUCGGACCGGCAGGCGUUGGGAAGGGUGCUAGAGGAGAGCAACGAAGCCGACCGUGCGCUCACCCAUCUCUCUGCAAGUGCCGGUAACGUCCACCUACGUUGGCAACAGGGCCAAUUCGUCGGCGGAGGCACGUUUGGCAGUGUCUACGUGGCCAUCAAUCUCGACUCGGGCCAACUGAUGGCAGUCAAGGAAAUCCGCCUCCAGGACCCCAAAAUGAUCCCCACGAUUGUGUCGCAAAUCCGAGACGAAAUGGUGGUCCUACAGGUGCUAGACCACCCCAACAUUGUGCAGUACUACGGCAUCGAGCCUCACAGGGACAAGGUGUACAUCUUCAUGGAAUACUGCUCCGGUGGCACGCUCGGCGGACUCUUGGAGCAUGGUCGCAUCGAGGACGAGACCGUGAUCCAGGUGUAUGCCCUACAGAUGCUCGAGGGCCUAGGCUAUUUGCACGAAGCCAACGUCGUGCAUCGAGACAUCAAACCUGAGAACAUCCUCCUCGACCACAACGGCGUCAUCAAGUUUGUGGACUUUGGCGCGGCUAAAGUCAUUGCCAAGCAAGGCAAGACCGUCGUGGCGGAGGGCUCGGAUGGCCGGGGGCGGAAGGAAAGCAUGACGGGGACGCCGAUGUACAUGUCUCCCGAAGUCAUCAAAGGCGGCCACCACCCGCAUGCUCGCCUCGGCGCCGUCGACAUCUGGUCCAUGGGCUGUGUCAUCAGCGAGAUGGCCAACGGCGCUCGCCCCUGGGCGAACCUGGACAACGAGUGGGCCAUCAUGUACAACAUUGCCCAAGGCAACUCGCCCGAGCUGCCGACAUCCGAUCAGCUCUCGGCCACGGGACUCGACUUUUUGAGCAAAUGUUUCGAGCGAGAUCCGGCGAAGCGUGCCAGCGCGGCAGAAUUGCUUCAGCACGAGUGGAUCUUGUCGAUUCGCAGCCAGCUCUCGCUCGACCCAAGCACACCGCAAACGCCCGCCAGCGAAUCCGGGAGUUUUUCGAUGAGUAGCGACAGUAGCGGGCCCACGGGUCCGCACCGACACAACAGUCAUUGA